Messenger RNA from Saccostrea echinata, 2475 nucleotides. Its product is annotated as protein fem-1 homolog C-like. The coding region runs from base 85 to 2007 and encodes 640 amino acids. Gene Ontology annotation, cellular component: nucleus; cytoplasm. Gene Ontology annotation, molecular function: protein binding. The transcript is spliced from 2 exons. The record is from RefSeq and is a predicted model, not a curated record. Lineage: Eukaryota; Metazoa; Mollusca; Bivalvia; Ostreida; Ostreidae.
UGACGAAAUAUGAAUGAAGGUGAAAGAUUAUCACUUAAUUGAUCAUCAGGCUAUUUCCUUCGCUGGAUAAAGUAACUUACAAAAAUGGAGGACACAUUUCGACAAUUCCGUGAACAGUGGGCCAAUUUUGAUGUUAAAACAUUGAAAAAUUUCUUAAGCCAAUAUGACUUGGAAACCAGAAAAUAUAUAGUCAACAAAAAAUGCCCAACAGAGGAAGUGAAUGCACUGUUUUAUAUUUGUGGUCUUAAAGAUGAAUCACGUUUAACAAUUGCUGAAAAAGUGGAAAUUGUAAAAUAUUUUUUAGAUGAGUGCGGCGCGGAUGUAGAAAUCACCGGCAAGGAAGUUGUGCAUGAAGAUAACAAUUCUGUCCAUAUUGCCCCGCCUUUGUGGGUGACGGCAAUUCGUGGAAAUCUACCACUUGCGGCUGUUCUUUUGGAUCAUGGUGCCGAUGUCAAUGGUCGUUCGAACUCCCAGUCAGCCGCGGUUAGAACUGCCUGUUAUAAGAAUGACGAAAAAAUGGUAGAAUUUCUAAUCUCAAAAGGCGCAGAUGUCAAUAUACCAAAUAGAUAUGGGUCCUCAUGCCUUAUGAAUGCCGUCAAGUGUGCAUCACUUGUAAAGCUUUUAGUUGAAAAAGGCGCAAACGUAAAUGCACGCGAGACGAAAAAGAUGCAGCUAACAGCUUUGCAUUAUGCUAUACACAAUGAAAGCUUUGAAUCUUUUCAAUUUCUUUUGGAGUCAGGUGCCGAUCCUUCAAUUCCAGAUAAAUAUGGAGAUUCUCCACUUCGAAGCGCUGCCUGUUUCCUACAGCCUGAAAUGGCGGAUCUUCUUUGCCAAAGACCCGAGAUUAGUCAGAAUGACGUCAUUGAAUGUUUUGAACUAUUGGGUGCGUCUGCAGUGGACAAUGAAGAAUACCGGGAUUCGGAAGAGUAUUGGCUAAAGGCAGUUAAACUCCGGGGGAUGCAUGGAAUUCAGAAAGAAGUAAAACCCACCCUUCCUGUUCUUGGACCGAAUCUUGAGCAUACCAAUUUUGAGGAACUACAAACUGUUUGCGAUGGCAGUGAUAGACAGCGGCGGGAAUCCGUAAUAGUGAAGCACAGAAUCCUUGGUCCACUUCACGAAGAGUUUCUGUAUACUCUUCUACAGUACGGCUUUAACAGACCGAGCAAUUACGAAACAUUACAAGUUUUCAUUAGUGCACAUGAUUUGUUUUUGGAGAGGAAUAAACCUCUUCAUGAGAACAACAUUUAUUCAUUACGGAUGAUAAUAAGAGUGGCUGUUAGCAUUGCCUAUCAGACACCUAAUGACAUGAAACCUUUAAUUAUUGAGAAUAUUUUCUGUAAGUUUAUACAUGUUGUAGACCAGAUACAAGCCAUCAUACGGAAAGGGAAACACAAGACAACAUCAGAACGAUCCAAGUGUUAUAACAACUUGCUUUUUAUAACCAUAUUCUUUGCUAAAUUUCUUCUUGUAGAGGAAAAAGAAAGUGAGCGAUUUUUAACAGCAUGUAGACGACUUGCAGACGUCAAUCCGACAUUUGUCUCAAGAUGUGAACCGAACUUACUACAUGCUGUACUCGAUCGACGCUUUUUCAAUGAAAAUGCAAAAGGAUUUUCAACUUACACAUGUGACCCUCUGCUUGAUUUGGAUAUGGUUCGUUUGUUCCUUAAGAGCGGAUUCGAUGUGAAUUAUUUUGACAAAGAAAGGCGGACAUGCUUGCACCGUUUUCUUAGACAGUUAGGUAGUAGAGACACAUUAGACAACCAAGACUGUGCGAGAUCAAUCGUGUCCUUUUUAUUGGAACAUGGCGUCCACGUAGAUACUGUAGACGCGGCUAAAGAAAACUGCUUAGAUUUGUUGAGAGAGACCGGAAUAAUGUUUGAUGAACUCAGGUACCGAUCUCUGAAAUGUCUGGCUGCCCUUGUGGUAGGGAAAUAUAAAAUUCCUCAUGAUGGAUUGAUUCCAUUUACAUUGAAUCCUUUUGUGGCGCUGCAUCAACCUCCAGAGUAGUUAAGAUGAUAAAUUGGUGACUAGAAACAGUUCAUUAAUCCAUUGUUAAAUCAUAAACAUAUCUACAUACUUUUGGAGAUAGUUCACUGUUUAUAUAGAUUGUUUACUGCUAUUUGCUUUAUUUUCUCUCAAGAAGUAUUUUCAUUUCUAGACAUUUUACAUUCCCAUGGCAAUUUUAGUAUUUGAAAAUUUAUGGGUUAACUUUCUGAAUGUAGUCCAUAAAAAAAGGUCACAAUGAAGGAUUUCUUUAACAUGUUCAUUUACACUCAACUUUUGAAUCAAGAAAGGUUUGGAGGACCUAUCAUAUUGAAAACCAAAAGUCUCUGACGACACCGUACCUUUGCUGGUUUAUACUUGUAAUGAUGUCCCUUUUCACACAUGCCAAUGGAUGGACGUAUUUAUUAGAUACGGAAUAUAUUUUGGACUUGAAACUAUGGCAACAGCAAUAAAUUGAAUAAUGAUCCUUGA